AAAUAAGAAAACAAGGAAAAAAAACUGUAAAACCAAAAAAGAAAAAACCAACAAUUUCUUCUCUCGAAUCAAUUUCUCAGAAGGAAGUUGGAUCGAUCAUGGAAGCCAUUUCUGGAUCAUCAUCAUCUUCUUCUAUUUCUUGGGGAUUCGUCUUUUGUGAUGAUUUUGAAUACGAAUUUGUUGAAGAUAUCGAACGUCUUUCGAACUGGGAGUUGCUUGAUGCUUUUGAUGCCGAUUCAGAAAUGGACGGAAAUGGAAGCGAAGAACAAGGGGAAAAUUGCAGCGUUGACGAUAGAGUUUAUGAAGAUCUUCGAGAAAUGAUUGUGCCGAUUUCGCUUGUGGAGGAUCGAAUCGACGGUUCUUUGGAAGAUAUUUUUUUCCUUCAGAAUCAAGCGGAAGACACUUUUGCGUAUGGUUAUAAUGAUUCUGCGGAGGAGGAGGAGGAGGAGGAGAUCGAUGGUGAUGAUGAUGAGUUCGAUUUGGAUGAUGAACUCGUUCCGUGGUCUGUUAGUGACAAACUCGGACGGCAGAGGAUGAGGAAAUUGGGGAAAAGAGGUUUUACGAAGAUGUAUAAUUCGAAGAGAUCUCCGUUUUUGUUCACCAAGCCUGGAUGUGUCCGCGGCAAGCAUGGACUCGGCUUGAAACACAGUUAUUAGAACAAGAUCAGAUUCGAGAACUCUGCUCGAUCAACUGCCUUAAAAAGGUAACCAAAUCCAAAUCUAAUUCCAGUUUGCGGUAGAUAGAUGUAAUAAGCCCUAAAAAUCUAUAGUUGUUUCGUUUGUUGUAAGUAGUAGUAGUAGUGUAUUAGUAGUAUUAGUAACUAAUGACUCUGUAAAUUGAAUUUGCUGGGAUGGUUUCUGUUGAUUUUCAAGGCUUGGAUUCAGGAUUGAUGAACACUAACUCAAAUUUCAUCUUUGUGUUCUAAUUAAUCAUCAGUCUUUUCUCUUAUAUCCACAAGAAUUGUUAUGCUAAUUGUUGGGUUAGCUGUUCGGUUGUUUGCAUUUUUGUGGUUCAUGUAAUUUGUCUUAAAAAUCUGGAAUCUGGGCCAUACCAUCUGAAGAACAACUGACAAUUAUUCUGUAUCAUUUCUCAAGUAUGUUAAAUGUAAGCCAAGUGUCUGAUAAAAAA
Molecule: messenger RNA, 1128 nt
Organism: Benincasa hispida (wax gourd)
Lineage: Eukaryota; Viridiplantae; Streptophyta; Magnoliopsida; Cucurbitales; Cucurbitaceae
Source: RefSeq, a predicted model, not a curated record